Fundulus heteroclitus (mummichog) is the source of this 6298-nucleotide messenger RNA. RefSeq names its product vinculin. NCBI's taxonomy places the organism in Eukaryota, Metazoa, Chordata, Actinopteri, Cyprinodontiformes, Fundulidae. Bases 322 to 3729 code for a protein of 1135 amino acids. The record is from RefSeq and is a predicted model, not a curated record. Gene Ontology annotation, biological process: cell adhesion. Gene Ontology annotation, cellular component: actin cytoskeleton. The transcript has 24 exons. Gene Ontology annotation, molecular function: structural molecule activity; actin filament binding.
GGAGAGCGUCAGUGCGCACCGAGCACCCUGGCAGCUGUAUUCCUGGGCUCUGAUUGGGCGGAGGGCGGUGAUUCCUUCUGUCACGAUUUGGGUCGCUCCCACCGGAGGACACCGACCGCUCGGGUCCGGCUUUCAAAGAGAUCCUCGGGAGAGGAGGCAAGGAUUCCUCUGAAAGGCCUGGGCUUGUCAGCUCGGCGUCCGUCUCCGAGGAGGAGAGGGAGAAGGAGAGCGAGGGAGUGAAAAAAGACAGUGAGCGCUGGAGCUACCAGCUGCCUUUUUUUUUUCUUUCCUCCAUCGGGGCUGUGCUGAAAGUCGUUCACGAUGCCGGUGUUUCACACCAAGACCAUUGAGAGCAUCCUGGAGCCGGUGGCCCAGCAGAUCUCCCACCUGGUCAUCAUGCAUGAGGAGGGGGAGGUGGACGGGAAAGCCAUCCCGGACCUGUCGGUGCCGGUGGCCGCGGUGCAGGCGGCUGUCAGCAACCUUGUGCGGGUGGGGAAGGAAACGGUUCAAACCACAGAGGACCAGGUGAUGAAGAGAGACAUGCCUCCUGCUUUUAUUAAGGUGGAGAACUCAUGCUCAAAGCUCGUCCAGGCGGCUCAGAUGCUUAAGGCAGAUCCAUACUCGGUUCCUGCGAGGGAUUACCUGAUCGAUGGAUCCAGAGGGAUACUGUCUGGAACGUCCGACCUGCUCCUUACCUUUGAUGAAGCAGAGGUGCGUAAGAUCAUCCGUGUGUGCAAAGGCAUCCUCGAGUAUCUGACAGUAGCUGAAGUGGUGGAGACCAUGGAGGACCUCAUUACUUAUACAAAAAAUCUUGGACCAGGCAUGACCAAGAUGUCAAAGAUGAUUGAGGAGCGGCAGCAGGAGCUGACCCACCAGGAGCACAGACAGAUGCUCGUCAGCUCCAUGAACACCAUCAAGGAGCUGCUGCCCGUUCUCAUCUCAGCCAUAAAGAUUUUUGUGGCAACCAAAAGCAGCCGAGGAGCCGGCAUCGAGGAGGCCGAGAAGAACAGAAGGUUUACUUUUGAAAAGAUGAGCGCUGAAAUCAACGAGAUCAUCAGAGUCUUGCAGCUCACCACGUGGGACGAAGACGCCUGGGCCAACAAGAAGGACAUGGAGGCCUUGAAGAGAUCUCUGGCUUUGAUUGAAUCCAAGAUGGCGCAGGCCAAAAGCUGGCUCAAAGACCCGCAGGGACAGCCAGGAGACCCCGGCGAGGUGGCGCUGCGGGUCAUCUUGGACGAAGCUGGUAAGGUGGGAGAGCUGUGUGCUGGGAAGGAGAGGAAAGACAUACUGGCGACCACCAAAGCUCUGGGGCAGAUCACAGAUCAGAUUGCAGAUCUGCGUGUCAGAGGCCAGGGACAGUCUCCGGGGUGCGUGCAGCGUGCAGGCCAGUGCUCACAGGGCUUAGAGCUGCUCUUUGGCAAAGUGGACAGCGCUGCUCGCAGACUGGAGGCUCUAAUCAAUGCCAAGCAGGCCAUUGCCAGGAGGCUGGACGCGGCACAGGCAUGGUUGGCUGAUCCUAAUGGUGGUCCGGAGGGAGAGGAGAACAUCCGAGCACUUCUAGCAGAGGCCAAACGCAUUGCAGACCUCUGUGAAGACCCGAAGGAGAGGGACGACAUCCUGCGCUCCAUAAACGAGAUAGCGGGACUCACCGCCCGGCUGGUGGAGCUACGCAAACAAGGUAAAGGCGACAGCCCGGAGGCCAGAGCGCUGGCAAAGCAGAUCGGAGCUGCGCUGCUAACCCUGCAGUCCAAAACCAACCGGGCCGUGGCCAACAUGAGACCAGCAAAGCCUGCCGUCACACUGGAGGGCAAAAUGGAGCAGGCUCUGCGCUGGGCGAACAAUCCUGGGGUGGAUGACAGAGGCGUAGAGUGUGAGAGGCUAGAAUGGAACACAGGUCAAGCAGCAAUCAGAGGGAUGGUUGGGGAAGGAAAGAGGCUGGCAGGAGGCCUGUUGGGUCCGUACCGUCAGGACAUGGUUGGGCGCUGCGACCGAACGGAGGCGCUGAUGACAGCUUUGGCAGACUUGGCGAGCAGAGGAGAGGCCGAGGCUCCUCAGGCGCGAGCCACAGCGGCACAACUUCAGGACACCCUCAAGGACCUGAGGCAGCACAUGCAGGAGGUGAUGACCCAGGAGGUCUCCGACGUUUUCAGCGACACCACCACACCCGUCAAGCUUCUGGCGGUGGCAGCAACGGCUCCUGCUGAUGCGCCCAACCGGCAGGAGGUCUUUGAAGAGCGUGCAGGAAACUUUGAAACCCAUGCUGGACGACUGGGAGCGACCGCAGAGAAGGCCGCCGCUGUGGGGACGGCAAACAAGAGCACAGUAGAGGGCAUCCAUGCUGCCGUGAAACACGCCAGGGAGCUGACACCACAGGUGACCUCUGCCGCUCGGAUCUUGCUGAAGAACCCGGGGAACAAAGCGGCGUAUGAGCACUUCGACACCAUGAAGAACCAGUGGAUCGACAACGUGGAGAGGCUGACCGGUCUGGUCGAUGAAGCCAUAGACACCAAAUCCCUGUUGGACGCUUCUGAAGAGGCCAUUAAAAAAGACAUUGACAAGUGCCGAGUUGCCAUGGCAAAUGUCCAGCCCCAGAUGCUCGUUGCCGGGGCGACGAGCAUAGCGAGACGAGCUAACCGGGUCUUGUUGGUAGCCAAGAGGGAAGUGGAGAACUCUGAAGAUCCACGGUUCAGAGACACUGUGAAACACGCCUCCGACAUCCUCUCACACACCAUCUCACCCAUGGUGAUGGAUGCCAAGGCUGUGGCCGGGAACAUACAAGACAAAGCUCUGCAGAAAGGCUAUCUGGACUCUUGUCUAAGGAUCCUGGCUGCAGUGGGAAAGGUCAGAGAAGCCUUUCAGCCUCAGGAGCCAGACUUCCCACCUCCACCUCCUGAUCUGGAUCAGCUCCAUGUUAGUGACGAACAGGCACCGCCUAAACCCCCGCUGCCGGAGGGAGAGGUGCCUCCCCCUCGGCCUCCUCCCCCAGAGGAGAAGGACGAGGAGUUUCCGGAGCAGAAGGCCGGCGAGGUGCUCAGCGAGCCCAUGAUGGUGGCGGCCAGGCAGCUCCACGACGAGGCGCGCAAAUGGUCAAGCAAACCUGAGGAGGAGGAGGCAGUAGAGGAGAGGGAGGUAGAUGAUGAAGAUGAGUUUACUGAUGGUGAGGAUGACUAUGAGCCAGAGCUGCUGAUGAUGCCAUCCAACCAGCCUGUCAAUCAGCCCAUUCUGGCGGCUGCCCAGUCUCUCCACCAGGAGGCUCGCAAGUGGUCCAGCAAGGGUAACGACAUUAUAGCAGCAGCCAAGCGAAUGGCUCUGCUGAUGGCGGAAAUGUCUCGGCUGGUGCGCGGCGGGAGCGGAAACAAGCGAGCGCUGAUUCAGUGCGCUAAAGACAUCGCCAAGGCCUCGGACGAGGUGACAAGACUGGCUAAAGAAGUGGCCAAGCAGUGCACUGACCGACGCAUCAGGACCAACCUGCUGCAGGUUUGUGAACGAAUCCCCACCAUCAGCACUCAGCUGAAGAUCCUUUCUACUGUCAAAGCUACCAUGCUGGGACGCACCAACAUUAGUGAAGAGGAGUCUGAGCAGGCCACAGAGAUGUUGGUCCACAACGCCCAGAACUUGAUGCAGUCCGUAAAGGAGACGGUGAGGGAAGCAGAGGCCGCCUCCAUCAAGAUCCGCACAGAUGCAGGGUUCACCCUCCGCUGGGUGCGCAAGACCCCCUGGUACCAAUGAACUGACUCAGCCGCUCUCACCGAGUAAAAGUCGCGCUCUCAUUUUGAGCGGGCGCAUCCAGAGGAGACCGCGGGAUUUUUAAGGUCAUUCUCCGCUGUAGCUUUAGGUGGGAAUCUCUGAUUUUGUUGCCAUGCAGGUUUCAUUUAUGGGUGUGAACUUAGCUUGGCUGUCUUUUAUCCGCAGCUGUGGAAACACACACAAGCUUAUCAGGAGACUUUUUUAAUAUAUAUUUUUGGUAUUUUGGGUUAUGAGACUUUUAUCUAAAUCCUAGGUAUAUAUUUUUUUGCAUGAGUCAUUUUCUAUUUUCUAAAAAAAAAAAACUGACAUGGAGACACUUAACAUUUAGAGGAUGUGUGAAAUUUGCAGCUUUUUCUUUCAGUCACGGUUCGGUAAUGUAUGUUGUGUAUAUAAACAAUAAUUAUCUGUUAGCUUUAUUCACCAGGUUUGACACUAAAGUGUAGAGUCCUGAGGGAGCGCCAUGUUUACUUUCAGUCAUCUGAAAAGCUAGGAAAUCGACAGAGGUGCAUCAUCGCUGUUGCCGCUGAUGGUGUUUAUUCUUUAGCUGAAAGAUCGUGUGGAUUUAAAAACGAAAGUUAGCAAUAGCUGAAAAGAUGACAGUGUUGAUCUGUGUGACGGUGAAGUUUAGCCGAUCGUGUGUUUACUUUUAUCGAACUUCUGCGUCUGAUGAAGCCAAAGGAUUUGUUUAACAUUGCUCUCAAGCCUCAUUGAGUUCUUUGAACGCUCAAAAUCCAGGUUUUUACUAAAAUAAUGCAGAUCAGCCUCAGUAGAGAUGCUGUAGUAAUUGUUGAUGUCUGUUACUUUCUAUCAAAAAAAGAAAAAGAAGAGGUUUUUGAAUGUUUUCUCUGCUUGGCUAUUUUUUUUUUUUUUUUUUUAUCUAAUAGCAGUUUUUUUUUGUGGCUGCACUCUGUAACAGUUGAGCUGUUUGGGAUUUACAGUUUUCCACCAAACUUUAAGUUUUAUACCGUCCUCCUCAGCCGUCCCAGUUCGCAUUCUCUGAUGCGACUUUUCUUUUCCUUUUUUUAGACGACCCAGGUGGUUUGAGAAUUAGUUAGUGAUAACCAGAGCAACAAAUUAUAUUUUUGAAGAUUUAAACAUAAACUUAACGAUUGUUAUCGGUGUUAGUUUUGAGUUAAAAGGAGUUGAAAAAACAACCGAGGUCACACACAGAUCCAGUCAGCGGUUUACUUGCAUUCAUCAUCAUGAAUGUCAUUCAUAGGCUUUACAUCAGGGGGGGUCCAAGGUGCUACCCGGGGACCAUUUGUGGCCCCUGGACUGAUUUAGUGUGACUCCCAACUGCAGUUCAAGAAUCACAUAUGUCUGAUGACUUUUACUCAAAAACAGACUUUGGUGUGCAAAAAUCUGCUUUUUUAAAUGCAUUUAUUAAAAUUGGCUAAGUAUACCGAGUGUGUAUAAGAAAAAGGCCUAAAUCCUGUUUUCAUCGCUGAGAAUAGACACAUUUAUUUUUCUUCCAGUUUUCAAUCGGGCCUGAAAGAAUUUGCAAACUGGAUGAACAUAUUUUAAAUGUGUUAAUACUUUUUUUUUUUUUGUUAUUUGGGAUCUACAAAGAUUUACACAUGCCUUUCCUUCAGAAAAUCUGGCACAUUUUAUUAAAAUAUUCCAUGAUCAAAUUUUGUAGAUAUAUAAUGUAAAACUUUUGCCCCUUUAAGUACUUUAACUUGACAGUUCUGGCCCAUGUGAUGCAAAGUUUGGAUACCCCGGCUUUAGAUGAUUUAUAUGAGCCGUCUUUUUUUUUUUUAAAGAAAAGAAAAACUUUAAUGUUUUUUAAAUGAGACACAAGUUUGUGUGUACAUUGCAUCUCUUUCUUUGAUUUAAAAGCCUCAACUUGACGUCUCCAAACCUUCUUCUUGCGUCACCACAGCUUCGUCUUGUCUGAUCACUCAUUUCUCUGCUCAGAAGGCGUCUGGCUUGAAGGUGUUUUUGGAGCCAGUGCUUAAUUCUUGGCCAGCAUCCUCCCGGCCUGCGUGGAUGUAAACAAACACCGGUGUUCCAGCUGUUUUUUUCCUGGCACAUUAGGGUUUGUUGGUUGUUUUUGAACAUCCCUGGGUGGCAUUUUGGGUCAGAUCUUUGAACACUGGACACAUCUAAAUGUUCCCAACAGGGCAAAAAAAAUUAAUGGCAUUCAUGCUCGCGAUGAGUGUAUGGAAAUUUCCAACCAGAACUGUAAUGAUAAGUACAGCAGUAAAUGCAUAUUUUCAUUCCUUUAACAGAUUUUUAUUUUAUUUUACAGUGUAAAUGUAUAUGUUGCAUUGACUGGUGUGUGAUCUCAUUUUAUCAGUAUUAGCGAGCGGUCCCUGGAACGAUGAGGGAUGACGUUCUGAAUCGCAGCGCAGACUGUUACCCGUUUUCUUCCUCUGUUUUUCGGGGCGUACUGAACACGCAGUGGUAACAGGCCCCUCUCUGAGAGCCGCAGGGUGUGGAGCUGUGCGUUAUGGUUGUUAAUCCACACACUGAAUGUAUGCUGAUAGCCUCUAGCCCUGCCAACAUCUGCUGUGCCUUGACAGAAUAAAGACUAUAAUGAAAAACAAAA